UCCUAGCGUAGAGACGUCACCGGCGCCCUUCAGCGCGGGUGGAAGAUGGCGUCCGCUACUCGUGUCAUCCAGUUGCUGCGGAACUGGGCAUCCGGGCGAGACUUACAGGCGAAGCUGCAGCUGCGUUACCAGGAGAUCUCCAAGCGAACUCAGCCUCCUCCCAAGCUCCCCGUGGGCCCCAGCCACAAACUCUCCAAUAAUUACUACUGCACUCGCGAUGGCCGCCGGGAAGCCAUGCCGCCCUCCAUUGUCAUGUCCUCACAGAAGGUGCUGGCGUCGGGCAAGCCAGCAGAGAGCUCAGCUGUAGCAGAGACUGAGAAGAAAGCUGUGACGCCGGCUCCUCCCAUAAAGAGGUGGGAGUUGUCCAAGGAUCAGCCAUACCUGUGAACUGCCCUGGAGCACCUGGCUAAGCCCUCAGGGCCACCAGAGUGCUUCUCACUACUUGGACUCCUUGGAUUCCCUCCGGGGAGAAUGUGACCUAAUUUAUAAAAAUAUAUAUAUUGUGCUCUCCA
Molecule: messenger RNA, 512 nt
Organism: Phacochoerus africanus (Common warthog)
Lineage: Eukaryota; Metazoa; Chordata; Mammalia; Artiodactyla; Suidae
Gene: NDUFA7
Product: NADH:ubiquinone oxidoreductase subunit A7
Exons: 4
Coding region: 46-387 (113 amino acids)
Biological process (GO): mitochondrial electron transport, NADH to ubiquinone; ATP synthesis coupled electron transport
Cellular component (GO): mitochondrial inner membrane
Source: RefSeq, a predicted model, not a curated record